UCCACCAUCCACCAUAUAAAAAAAGGGUUUUCACUUUCCACAAACACUCAAAACCCCUACUCAAAUGGCGUCUGAAUUCUCCCCUAAAGACACCGAAUCCAACCCUCACUCACCCUCACAGUCGCUCUUCAUCAAACGCCGCUGCUGUUUCUGCAUCCCCUACCGAUGGCACAAAGUCAAUUCCUCUUCCAGUUCACCAGACCACACGGAACCACAAACUCUCUGGUCACGUGGCAUCGACGCUUUAAAAAAGCUUCGCGAGUGGUCAGAGAUCGUCGCCGGUCCACGCUGGAAAACCUUCAUCCGCCGCUUCAACCGGAACAAAAGCUCCGGCCGAAAUUGUUCCAAGUUUCAAUACGAUCCGCUCGGUUACUCGCUCAAUUUCGAUGAAGGACCGUUCGAAAACGGUGAUUCUGAGAUGGAGAAUGAGUAUAUCGUUCGUAACUUCUCGUCGCGAUACGCGUUGAGAACGAAUGUUUCCAAAACGACGUCGGAUGGUGGUAAGGAUGUUGUUAUAGGUCCGAAUUUCGUGUGAUUUUUUUUCUUUUUUCUUUUUUUUUUUAAGUUUUGGAUCUGGAUUGAUAGAUAUUUUUUAGGUUUUGAGAUUGCACUAGCUCAUCAAUGGUACUGUUUGUAAAUAUAAUAAAAACACAGGAGGAGAAAGUGAAAGGUGUAUGAUGAAUUUGGACAGCUGUAUCUUUCAUAUUUCAUGAAUUUCAUAAUUAUGAAUAAAUUAAAAAAGU
This is a messenger RNA of Helianthus annuus (common sunflower), 743 nucleotides long. RefSeq lists its product as uncharacterized. The transcript has a single exon. Lineage: Eukaryota; Viridiplantae; Streptophyta; Magnoliopsida; Asterales; Asteraceae. The coding region runs from base 65 to 535 and encodes 156 amino acids. The record is from RefSeq and is a predicted model, not a curated record.